AUGGAAAUCCCACAACCCCUCCAAGCUCCAGGCCCCAUCAAACCGAUAACCUGCGUGGAAAUGCACACAGCAGGCGAACCAACACGAAUAAUCUGGAACGGCAUACCACCUCUAACAGGUACACUUCUCGAGCAACGCGCGCAAGCAAAAUCCAAGUUUGACGAAUUCCGCCGCGUUCUCAUGCUCGAACCGCGCGGUCACUAUGACAUGUACGGUGCGAUCUUACGCCCAGAGACUGAGCUUGUCGCCUCCGGAAAAGCACAUAUAGGCGUUUUGUUUAUGCACAAUGAAGGGUUCUCGACUAUGUGCGGACAUGCGACCAUCGCACUGGGCCGGUUCCUUGUCGACGUCGACGAGAAGGUAUUUCCUCGUCGGAAGGAAUUGAAAUAUGAUUCUAAGUCCCGGACAACAACUCUUAAUCUGCAUGUGCCCUGUGGUGUGGUUGAGGUGACUGUUCCCACAUUGGGAUCUGGGAAGUCGGAUGCGUCAAGGCCUGUUUCGUUUGUAUCUGUACCGUCAUUUGCUACAGCUAUCUCCUUACAGAUUCCUCUUCCUGAGAAGUAUCGCUGGGCCGAGCUUCACGGAAAAACUGCUGUUACGGCAGAUUUUGCUUAUGGGGGUGCGUACUAUUGUAUGAUUAGUGCCGAAGAAUUGGGAUUCCUUAGUGGUCUUGGUGAGAUCAGGUUGCAGGAUAUGGAUCAUGCGACAAAAUUGCUCAAGGAGGCGGUGGUCAGCAAUCCAGAUUUACAGUAUCUCACUCAAGAUACUCGAACUGCGGAGGAUGGGUUCCUGUACGGGAUUAUGAUCACAGAUACGCGAUUGGGACAUGUUAGUGCAGCGGAGGGGACGGCGGCUGCUCGUGUGCAAUUGGAUGCUGGUAGUGAGGAGACGGGAUUAUGUUUCUUUGCGAACCAGCAGAUUGACCGGUCUCCCACUGGAAGCUGUGUUGCUGCGAGGGUGGCCCUUGCGCAUGCCAAAGGGACUUUGUCUGUGGGCGAGAAAAGGAUCUACAACUCUCUGGUGACUCGUGCAUAUAGAGGUCUUUCUGGAUUCGCUGGGUCUGUCUUUGAUGAUGCUGGCUCAAGUGGAGGAGAUCAACGGAGUGUUCGAGUCUGUGUCGAAGGGUAUGCGUAUUAUACCGGAUAUCAUUCAUUUGUGGUAGAGAAGGAGGAUGGUCUUGGGGUAGAUGGAUUCUCUAUGAGGGACAUUGCUUUGUAG
Messenger RNA from Penicillium vulpinum, 1218 nucleotides. RefSeq names its product putative proline racemase. The record is from RefSeq and is a predicted model, not a curated record. NCBI's taxonomy places the organism in Eukaryota, Fungi, Ascomycota, Eurotiomycetes, Eurotiales, Aspergillaceae. Bases 1 to 1218 code for a protein of 405 amino acids. The transcript has a single exon. Gene Ontology annotation, molecular function: hydro-lyase activity.